Molecule: messenger RNA, 4407 nt
Organism: Solea senegalensis (Senegalese sole)
Lineage: Eukaryota; Metazoa; Chordata; Actinopteri; Pleuronectiformes; Soleidae
Gene: hipk3b
Product: homeodomain interacting protein kinase 3b
Exons: 16
Coding region: 296-4240 (1314 amino acids)
Biological process (GO): peptidyl-serine phosphorylation; peptidyl-threonine phosphorylation
Cellular component (GO): cytoplasm; nucleus; PML body
Molecular function (GO): ATP binding; protein tyrosine kinase activity; protein serine/threonine kinase activity
Source: RefSeq, a predicted model, not a curated record
ACAUUUGCUCGCAGUUGUUAGAGAAAAAGGGACAUGUUAGAGGCUGACAGGGCCGUACAACAGCACGUCUAGACAGGGUAACGGACACCCUUUCGGAGAUGGGCCACAUCGCCCUCAGAGGACGCAGACGCAUGUGAAGAGUGUAGCCACAGCCUGGGCUCGGUGUGGUGUCCGUGGACGCUCAUAUGCGGGAGUUAUUUAAUGUUUGAAAUGUGGGAGAUGGUGGCGUUACCGAGAGCGAGCUCUCCCUUCCUGUCGUCUAGGACAAGAUGGCAGCAAUGCAGGCGAACUGUGCAUGGUAUGGAUUUAUAAGUCCGUAACAUGUUCAGAGAAGCCCUGGAUCUCACUUAUAGUGACUCUACGUGAAGGUAUGGCCUCACAAGUCUUGGUCUACCCACCACACAUUUAUCAAACCCAGACAAGUGCCUUUAGCAGUGUGAAGAAACUCAAAGUUGAGCCCAGCAGCUGUGUGUACCAUGACAGUGCACACCCGCGGACUUAUCUGAACAGCAGAACCCUUGGCAUCGUGCACCCAACAAAACAAACCCACCCAUUUGUGAACCAAGACUUUGCAGUGGGUGUGAAAGUGCGUAGAGGACGAGAGUACCCUGUGCAGACGGUGGUGGUGCGUGGCGUACAAAGACAACAGCCCAGUAAAAGAGGAGGAGGAGGAGGACCAGGCCCAGCUGCAGCCCAGCAACGGCUGGACGCAAGGGUUGUCCGCUUUCAGGGCAAGGAGCAGCAGCAGACAGACGUAGCAAGUGGGGGCAGCAGUGGAGCAACAGGGGCAGGAGGAGGGGGACGGGGAGAGGGCUGCAGUGGAGGAGGCAAGGGAGGUGGGGAGGAGGAGAGUGACGGAGAAGAGAACUGUGGAGCUUUGAACUCAGCUGACAGCUCUCAGCGAUGUGGGCUGAAACGUAAAAGUGAGGAGCUGGAUAAUCGAGGGAGCACCAUGCAGAUUGUGGAGGAACUGUCAAUGUUGCCUGCCAUGUUGCAAACGACCAAUGUGGGGAACACAGCCGUGACUGCGCCAGCGGCUGUGGGGGCUGGAGGGGGCCCCUCCAAACAGGGCGCAGGCCCUGGGGGUGUAGGUGCAGCAGGAGGCACAGGAGGAGGGGAUGGGGACUAUCAGGUAGUACAGCAUGAAGUCCUUUGUUCUAUAAAGAAUACUUAUGAGGUGCUGGAUUUUUUGGGACGUGGCACAUUUGGACAGGUUGUAAAGUGCUGGAAACGGGGAACAGGGGAGGUUGUGGCUGUGAAGAUCCUGAAAAACCAUCCUUCAUACGCACGGCAGGGUCAAAUCGAAGUCGGCAUCCUCGCUCGUCUGAGUGGGGAGAAUGCAGAUGAGCACAACCUGGUGCGAGCCUUUGAAUGCUUCCAGCACCGCAGUCACACCUGCCUGGUGUUUGAGAUGCUUGAGCAGAACUUGUAUGAUUUCCUGAAACAGAAUAAGUUCAGCCCCCUGUCCCUGAAAGUCAUCAGACCCGUGCUACAGCAGGUGGCGACAGCGCUGAAAAAGCUGAAGAGUAUGGGUCUAAUUCAUGCAGACCUCAAGCCAGAGAACAUAAUGCUGGUGGACCCAGUGAGGCAACCCUACAGGGUGAAGGUGAUCGAUUUUGGCUCUGCCAGUCACGUGUCCAAAGCGGUGUGCUCCACUUACCUCCAGUCUCGGUACUAUAGGGCUCCAGAGAUUAUUUUGGGAUUGCCGUUUUGUGAAGCCAUAGACAUGUGGUCCCUCGGCUGUGUGAUUGCAGAACUUUUUCUGGGCUGGCCCCUAUACCCUGGGGCUCUGGAGUAUGACCAGAUUCGCUACAUCUCUCAGACACAAGGUUCACCAGGAGAACAUUUACUGAAUGCGGGGACAAAGACGGCACGGUUCUUCUGCAGAGAGUCUGAUUCGCCUUACGCAGCAUGGAGAAUAAAGUCGACAGAGGAGCACGAGGCAGAGACGGGAAUGAAAUCAAAGGAAGCCAGGAAGUACAUCUUCAGCUGCUUGGAUGACGUAGCGCACGUGAACUUGGUAAUGAAUCUGGAAGGUAGUGACUUGCUAGCAGAGAAGGCAGACCGCAGGGAGUUUGUGGGCCUGUUGAAGAGGAUGCUGUUGAUUGAUGCGGAGGAGAGGAUUGCACCCGCCGAAGCACUCAGCCACCCCUUUGUGACAAUGCAACACCUUCUCGACUUCCCACACAGCAACCAUGUGAAGUCAUGUUUCCACAUCAUGGAUGUGUGCUGGACUCGUCCCAGUGCAUACGAGGCGGCCAACAGAAAUAAAGGCCCUUUUGUCAGACCUGUGACUUCAAAUGCUGCUGCCUCGGUCAACCAUCCUUUCAGCAAGAUGAGCGGAGUCCACGCUCAAGGUUUAGCCCCGUCAGCCCAGUCAGUGAUGCACCCGGGGAUAACACUGCAGACAGGAAGUGGUCAGUUUGGAUGCAAUGACUCAUUUCAACAAGCACUCAUUCUGUGUCCCCCAUCCAUUCAAGGAAUCCCCACCAACACAGCGAAACCAGCUGGCUACUCUGUUCGAAUGGAGACCUCUGUGCCUCUGGUCACUCAAGCACCGCCCAUCCAACCCAUACAAAUCAGACCUGGAGUCAUCACACAGGCCUGGUCCAACCGUGCUCAGCAGAUACUGGUGCCCACUUGGCAGCAGGUGACAUCAGUGCCACCACCACCAACUACGUUGGCGUCUGACACAGUGACGGGCUCGCAGAGAUUGGGUGACUGGGGGAAAGUACGUCCCCAUGGUAACCAUUACAGCUCCAUGAUUGCACACCCUCAGCCAUUCUUAACCAACCAAAUGACCAUGUCCACCCACCAGCCGAUCAACAUAGGCAUUGCACAUGUGGUGUGGCCGCAGCCAACUGCCAACAAGAGAGCCAAGCCUUGUGUGAACAGGGGCAGCAACUUCUCCCAAAACACAAACAUCCAAAAUUUAACAUGCCAGUCCCCAAAGAUGGCUGAUACAGCAAAGAAUGUGGAGGUAGAGGAGGAGAAAGCCAGAUGCCCAGAUGAAGGGCGUGCUGUUGGAGUGGAGCAAGGAACAGAGCACGUGGAUGAGGACGACGAGAACUGCUGUAAAGUUGAACCAGACUGUGAGGAGAUUUCAGUUUCGCAGGAGCAGCGGCAAGCCAUGGUGAUCUCUGAACUUGCCAGCCCGACUGUUAGUGUCAUCAGUAUCAGCAGUGAUGAGGAGGAGAGUGCACAAAGACACUCGAUGGGAGAAUGUAAGGGUAGUGCAGAUUGUGAGGCGUGUCAGAGCACUGUCAGUAUGGAGAGAGUCUGCUCCCUCAGCAGUCCAGACAGCACGCUCAGCACCAGCUCUUCUGCCUCAGCUCAGUCCAGCGCCUCACCUUGCAAACACCCCAACAGCAUGUCAGACGAUGAACAGGAGAGCGGUUGUGACACCGUGGACAGCUCGCCUGCCUCAAACGCCUCUGGACAUAGCAACAGUCCCUUCUCAGAGCGACGCUACAUUGCUGACAACAACCAGAAUUGUGAGCCCCGUGUUGCAUGCGUUGCCCCGGAGACUGAGCCUGGCAAGCCGACAGUCCGCACCGUUGUGGUGCCACCGAUGAGGGUGCAGAACAACAUCAACAACGUUGCUGUCAUCGAAAUGCCUGGCAACACAGUCUUGGAAUCGUCAUGCCAGUUCAGAGGGCGAGGCAUUCCUGGGCGACAACAUCACCACUCCACCCCCCUCCUCAACCGACCGCAGAAGAUCAACCCUGCAUUCCAGCCGCAGCAACAUCAGCCUUUAGGGUUUGGGCAGGUGCAACAUUUCAGUUCCUGCCAUCAGGAAUGGAAUGGCAAUUUUGCCCAUCGGAGGCCACAGGCUUACAUCCCUCCCACCAUGCAUGGGCACACAUUCACCCUGUCCCACAGCAGCCCAAACCACACUACGGGCCCCCAUCCUCACCUUGGGGGCCACCCGCACUCCCAGCCCACCUUACUGUCCUAUCCCCCGUCUGGUCCUCUGGUCACAGCUGCGCCCAUGGCCCACCUCCUGGCUUCGCCGGGGUCCUCUCGUCCCGUCCUUCAGCCCACCUACGGCAUCUCCCACCCGGCAGGCAUCGUGCAUCAGGUUACAGUGGGCAUCAACCCUCGGCUGCUAUCCUCCCCCACCUUGCACCCCCAGGGCCAAUUCAAGCCCCUCUUUCCCCCGCACUCCUACAUCGCCUCGCCUGCCUACGCCGGUUUCCCGCUCAGCCCCACCAAAAUAAACCAGUACCCUUACAUCUGAGCGUGUAUGCCCAGGUUCCCUUCAUAUCACCCGAGGGCUAAGUUACCAGGGGCGAAUCCUAUCUCAAACCACAGAAACCGCAUGGUUUUCAUUUUCCAAAAACCAUGGCACAACCACAGAGAAAAAAAAAAAAAAGAGCAAGCUAUUUUUUGAAUCAUGUAGACUUG